Xenopus laevis (African clawed frog) is the source of this 2360-nucleotide messenger RNA. RefSeq names its product provisional ortholog of glucosaminyl (N-acetyl) transferase 3, mucin type S homeolog. The record is from RefSeq and is a predicted model, not a curated record. The transcript has a single exon. NCBI's taxonomy places the organism in Eukaryota, Metazoa, Chordata, Amphibia, Anura, Pipidae. Gene Ontology annotation, cellular component: Golgi membrane; membrane. Bases 741 to 2063 code for a protein of 440 amino acids. Gene Ontology annotation, molecular function: beta-1,3-galactosyl-O-glycosyl-glycoprotein beta-1,6-N-acetylglucosaminyltransferase activity; glycosyltransferase activity; acetylgalactosaminyl-O-glycosyl-glycoprotein beta-1,6-N-acetylglucosaminyltransferase activity.
AGAAUGAACACUAUAUGGAAGUACAAAUAGUGCCCUGUGUGUGAGCAAACACCUGACUGCAAGGAAAUGUGAACAAACGCAACUGCAGCAUUGGAUGUAAAUGACCCUCUAGUCUGUUUAAAAAUGUUUGUGCAAUCAGUUAAAGCUACAGGAACAGGGAAAGUGUGUAUUAUUUUGAUGAAAAAUCUUCAAGAAGUAAUUGGUGAGCAAAAACUUACCAAUAUGUGGGAAAUAUUAUGCCACCGUUUUUUGCUUUCUCUUUUUUUUUUUUUGCUUUUUCCCUGACUCUAAUGGUAUCUAGUUUUAAAAUUAAAUUUUUCGGUCAUUAUUUUACUAAACAUUGCAGAUUUUAUUUUAUGCUCACGCCCCCCAAAAUAUGGCCUUGAAUCAAGUGUGUCAAGUUCACUAAUGGACAAGUAAGACUAUUAUUUCAGCUACACAUAAAAUACAGGAAUCUACCAGUUUACCUGCACACCCCUUGGAAACAUGUGUUUGUUCAUUAGUGACAUAUUUCUACAUGGAGCAAGUACAUGCAUCACUGCUUCCUUAUUUCAACACUUCAACACAAGAAGGAAGAAUUAUUCAUAAUCUCUCUAAGACACAAGUGGUUGCCACUGGUUAAAUAUUUCCAAAGGCAACUGGUAAAUAUGCCUACAUGGUUUUCUGGAUAACCAUUUCAUCAUAUCCUUAACAGGAAGAUAGACUAAACAUCAGUGCUCUCUUACCGAACCAACAUUCUCAUGGCUUUGCUCGACUGUAAAAGAACCCGGUGCAAUCUCGUCCAGAACUGUACACUUUUGGCUUUGAUUGGGCUUUUUGGUGUUAUGAUAACAAAAUAUAUCUCCAAUCAAUGUGAUAUUGCGGAUAUGCAAGAUGAAUCAGGCAGUUCCAGGAGCCUGUCCUGCAAGGAUCAUUUAUACAAACAAAUCAACUUGAGAACAAAUAACUCAGGUAAGGCAAAUUGCACCAGAAUUACUAGGGGUGAUUUGAAAGCUAUUGAUGAAGGAUUAAAACUUAAUAAGGAGGUCAGUAAUGCUCGUGUUAAUGAAAGCAGUUACAUAAAUAUGACUAAAGACUGCAGUUACUUUAAGAAAAUAAGAAAAUAUAUGCAAUUUCCCAUGAGCAAAGAAGAAGAGAACUUCCCUAUUGCCUAUUCAAUGGUUAUACAUGAUAAGAUUGAGAUGUUUGAAAGGCUACUACGAACAAUUUAUGCCCCUCAGAACAUCUACUGUGUUCAUGUGGAUGAAAAAUCUCCAGCUGUAUUUAAGGAGGCAGUGAACUCUAUUACCUCCUGCUUUGAUAAUGUAUUUAUUGCAUCCAAGUUGGUCAGGGUGGUCUAUGCUGCUUGGCCAAGAGUCCAAGCAGACCUGAACUGUAUGGAGGAUUUGCUGCAGAGCAAAGUACUGUGGAAAUACCUUUUAAAUACUUGUGGCACAGACUUUCCAUUAAAGACCAAUGCUGAUAUUGUGAGAACUCUGAAAUCAUUAAAUGGAAAAAACAGUAUGGAGUCUGAGAAACCAUCAUCAUUUAAACAGACACGUUGGGCGUUUCAUUAUGAAGUGGGAGAUUCUAUAUCCAAGACAGAAAUUAAGAAAUCCCCACCAGAGAUUGGCAGUCCAAUGUUUACAGGGAAUGCAUAUAUUGUCGUUUGCCGAAAUUUUGUUGAACAUAUUUUUGAGAAUCCAAAAGCUCUGACCUUGAUAGAGUGGGCCAAGGACACAUAUAGUCCGGAUGAACAUUUAUGGGCUACUCUUAAUAGAAUGCCUGGAGUACCAGGCUCCUCUCCAUACAAUGAUAAAUAUGAAAAAUCAGAUAUGAAUGCUUUUGCCAGAAUGGUAAAAUGGCAGUUCCUGGAAGGGGACAUUGCAGAUGGAGCACCCUAUCCCCCAUGCACAGGAACACACAGGAGGGCAGUUUGUGUGUAUGGCACUGGGGAUCUAUAUUGGUUGCUGGAACAGCAUCAUGUCUUGGCCAACAAGUUUGAUCCUAAUGUCGACAACAUCGCUCUUCAGUGCCUUGAAGAAUAUUUACGAUACAAAACUGUUUAUGGAAAAGAACUUUAAUGUAAGCGACGCAUUGGAGAGAAAAUGAUCAACCCACAUGGCAGACAAAAAAUUUAUUUUAUUCAUGAACUGCAAAUAAUUUCAGGACAAAGACAAUAUAUACUCUAAGCCCUGACCAAAGAGUGAGACUGUCCAUCUUUACUCUGAUAACAAGUAUAUUAAAUAUAUAUAUAUAUAAAUAUAUGUGUGUGUGUGUGUGUGUGUGUCACUAUGGAUAUAAAAUCUUCACUAUAUUUAAUCUCAAGACCUAUGAGUAUGAUUUCUUUCCUUCCAGGUAUAUCUCUAUCUAUCUAUCAA